Molecule: messenger RNA, 2058 nt
Organism: Rhinichthys klamathensis goyatoka
Lineage: Eukaryota; Metazoa; Chordata; Actinopteri; Cypriniformes; Leuciscidae
Product: sodium- and chloride-dependent transporter XTRP3-like
Exons: 11
Biological process (GO): sodium ion transmembrane transport
Cellular component (GO): plasma membrane
Molecular function (GO): L-proline transmembrane transporter activity
Source: RefSeq, a predicted model, not a curated record
AUUACGCAAAUAAACUCAGCCAGUGAAAGUUUCCGUCCCUCCCUCCUGCUUCAUCAGAAAACUCCCACUUUACACUCCGAGUCUAACUUCACAUUUGCCCACUGGACUUUGAAAUAUUCCCAGACUCCGUCGUUCUCUGGGGAUUUGUGUGUUUGCAGAGUGCAGUGUGUGACUGAUCUCCUCCUGUGCGAGUUGACAGUGUUGAAGGAAAUUAUCAUCAUCAUGAGCUUGGAAGCCCGUCCGUCCUGGGACAGUCCUAUGCAGUUUGUCCUGGCAUGUGUGUCUUAUGCAGUGGGACUUGGGAAUGUCUGGCGUUUUCCGUAUCUCUGCCAAAUGCAUGGAGGAGGUGGGUUUCUGAUCCCGUAUCUGCUGAUGCUGGUGCUGGAGGGGAUUCCUCUGUUCUGCAUGGAGCUGGCCAUCGGGCAGAAGAUGCGUCUGGGGAGCAUCGGAGCGUGGACCGCCAUCAGCCCGUAUCUGGGUGGACUGGGCAUUGCCAGUGUUGUGACCUCCAUGUACUUGUGUCUGUACUACAACGUCAUCAACGCAUGGAGCUUCUGGUAUCUCUUCCAUUCAUUUCAGUCAGUGCUGCCCUGGGCCGAGUGUCCCGUCAACAGUAACCGGACGGGGUAUCUGGAGGAGUGUGAGGUGGCUUCACCCACACAGUACUUCUUCUACCGCGAGACGCUGAACAUCUCGUCCUCCAUCGAUGAGAACGGAGGCAUUCACAUGGGCCAGGCGCUGUGUCUCCUGCUGGCCUGGAUCAUAGUCUACCUGUUCAUCGUCCGAGGGGUCAAAUCUACCGGAAUGGUCGUGUAUUUUACAGCUACGUUUCCAUAUGUGGUUCUGAUCAUCUAUCUGAUCCGUGGAGUCACUCUUCACGGGGCCUGGAACGGAGUGAAGUACUUGUUCACACCCAAGCUGGAGCAGUUGGCAAACCCUCAAACAUGGAUCAACGCUGCCACUCAGAUCUUCUUCUCUCUGGGUUUGGGCUUCGGCUCUUUGAUCGCUUUUGCCAGUUACAACCACCACAACAAUAACUUCGAGAGGCAGGCCGUGGUCGUGUCACUCAUUAACUGCGGCACGUCUGUGUUCGCCAGCAUCGUGACCUUCGCCAUCUACGGCUUUAAAGCCACCUUCAACUACGAAAGCUGUUUGGAAAGGAUGAGGCUGUUACUGCUCAACACAUUCGAUCUGUCUGAGGACACCAUCAGCGUUGAGAACGUCAGCUCUUGGAUCAGUCAUUUGAACUACACUCAUCCUGAGAGGUUUGCGGCCAUCGCUUCAAAGAUCGAAGACUGCAGUCUAGAGGCGGAACUAGACACGGCGGUGGAGGGCACCGGUCUGGCGUUUAUAGUGUACAGUGAGGCCAUUAAGAACAUGCCUCUGUCUCAGCUGUGGUCUGUGCUGUACUUCAUCAUGCUGCUGCUGUUAGGGAUGGGGAGCAUGCUGGGAAACGUCACGGCCAUCAUCACUCCACUGGGAGACCUCAAGUUUCUGUCACGCACACUCAGCAACGAGACCAUCAACGGUCUGGUGUGUCUUCUCUGUUUACUUCUGGGUUUCGGCUUCACCAGCCGUUCGGGCAACUACUGGUUCACCAUCUUCAAUGAAUACGCCGCGACGUUUUCUCUGCUCUUCAUCGUCCUCAUUGAAGUCAUCAGUGUGUGUUACGUCUAUGGAUUGAGAAGGUUUGAAAAAGACAUCGAGGACAUGUUGGGGCAUCGGCCGAACUGGUACUGGAAGCUGAUGUGGGCCGUGAUCAGUCCCGUGCUCCUCAUCAGCCUCUUCAUCUUCUACAUCAUCAACUACAUCCAGGGCGGGACACCGACAUACCAGGCCUGGGACAAAGAUCUGGGUAAGUCAGUGGUGAAGGAGUAUCCGCUGUACGGUCAGGUCUUCAUCGUUCUUCUGCUGGUGUCUUCGGUCAGCUGUGUCCCGCUCUCGGCUCUCUACGCCUUCUGUCGGAGGAAGCAGCGAGGAACCCCUGUCCCUCAGCAAACACUCAACACCGAGUCCUCCGACAUCUAAACUCAGACUCUCGGGAAACAGACGUGUUUG